UCUCUGUCUCUGUACCACAGCCAUAAUGUCGACACCAACAACACCGAAGACACCCACACCACCCACAUUGCCGCCGGGUUUGACCAAGACCUGUCACAUAGUGAAGCGACCCGAUUUCGAUGGCUAUGGCUUCAACCUGCACUCGGAGACGGUGAAGCCGGGACAGUUUAUCGGAAAGGUGGACGCCAAGUCGCCGGCAGAGUCUGCUGGCCUCAAGGAGGGCGAUCGCAUCCUGGAGGUGAACGGUGUCUCCAUUGGCAGCGAGACACACAAGCAGGUGGUGGCCCGGAUCAAGGCGAUUGCCAACGAGGUGCGCCUCCUGCUGAUCGAUGUGGAUGGCAAGCCCAUAAAUGUGUCGCCGCCCUCGCCAUCGGCCCUUUCCAAUUGCAGUGAACCAACGAAUGGCAAUGGCAAUCUGAGCACGCCGCCGCCACCAUCGGCCGCGGUGGCCUCCAUGAACAGCAACGGCAAUGUGUACAGCAGUUCCAAUGGCAACACAAAUGGCUUGGACUCGCCCACAGCCUCGCCCACACCCACAGCCAUGACAGCGCGCCAGACAACAGCUCCUAUGACGGCGGCUGCGGGAGCGGCAGGAAACCGGGCGGGCAGCCUGAACCUCCCACUGACGGUGGCCGAGAUGCGGGCCAAGCUUGCCUCCAAGAAGAAGUACGAUCCGAAGAACGAGAGCGUCGACCUCAAGAAGAAGUUCGAGAUCAUCCAGAAGCUCUGAGCGGCGUCCCCGAAAGCCACCCGUACUUGUUAUAACUUUACACGAAGCAAACAACCGAAAACGGUUCGUCACGAGGAGCAGCUGCAGGAGGAACAUAUAUAAUGUUUAACUAUUUAGUACGAGUCACUUAUUAACUAAGCAAGUUUUUAAUUAUUAUCCAUUAAGCAGGCGCGAUAAAGGACAGCGCUAGAGAGAAGGCACUUUUGACGUAGAAAAGCCAAGAGAAUAUGUACCAUAUACACAUAUAUCCACGAUAUACGAUACAGACAUCUUUUCAAGCUAUAAUAUUUUGCAUUGUAGUUCAUUGAACAACUUUACGUUGAAUAUGUAUUUAGUUUUGCGUAUUUUUUCCACAGUAAAUAAAGCAAAAUUAAAAAAAGAA
Messenger RNA from Drosophila miranda, 1112 nucleotides. RefSeq names its product Na(+)/H(+) exchange regulatory cofactor NHE-RF1-like. Gene Ontology annotation, molecular function: protein-membrane adaptor activity; protein binding. Gene Ontology annotation, biological process: protein localization to plasma membrane. Bases 26 to 730 code for a protein of 234 amino acids. The transcript has a single exon. Lineage: Eukaryota; Metazoa; Arthropoda; Insecta; Diptera; Drosophilidae. Gene Ontology annotation, cellular component: apical plasma membrane. The record is from RefSeq and is a predicted model, not a curated record.